This is a messenger RNA of Gorilla gorilla gorilla (western lowland gorilla), 2007 nucleotides long. Its product is annotated as serine protease 30-like. NCBI's taxonomy places the organism in Eukaryota, Metazoa, Chordata, Mammalia, Primates, Hominidae. The coding region runs from base 974 to 1924 and encodes 316 amino acids. Gene Ontology annotation, biological process: proteolysis. Gene Ontology annotation, molecular function: serine-type endopeptidase activity. The record is from RefSeq and is a predicted model, not a curated record. The transcript is spliced from 6 exons.
AGGAAGUUUGCCGGAAACGGACAUAAAGGAGUCCCUGCGACCGCGUAGCCUCCUGCAGCGCCCUCUGUUGGCAGAGUCGUAGCGAGGCCGAGAUGAGGUCCGUGACGUGGCUGCGUGAGCAUCCCGGCUGCCUGUGGAUGAGUGGGCGUGGGGCUGAGAGGCGACGACAGUGUGGAGCUUCCUCAGCGAUCCUGGGCUUCUCGGGGCAGGCCAACUUCAGUCCGGGCUGGAGGCCGUGCACAACACCAAGCACAUGGUGGGGUCCUCAGCUGCCUCGGGACUGGCUCCGCCGCUGCCCCUGGCCCUGGGAUGGGGGCCAAAGGUUUUGGGCAGUGGCAGCAGCAGGAGGAAGUAGCACCUGGAAGACGUGUCUUCUGAGUCGACCCUUCCUGUCUGGGGGGGCCGAACCCUGGCUGUCUUUGUUCCCAUAGCAACGACUAGGGCUCCCCUAGGUUCCAGCCCCUUAGAUACGGUGUGCCCCAGGAGAGCUCUGCAGGAGCUACAGGUCCUUCUGGUGGGAAGGGAGGCGGGAGGUGGGCUGGGGCAGCCCGGCUGGCCUGUGUGGAGACAUCACACUUCCUGGUUGGGGACAGGGUGAAGAGGGUUGGUCCCCAGCUCUGCCUUGAGCAGAGCUUCUAGUGGGUGAAGCAGUGGGGAUCUCCUGCCUGCCGGAAGGAUGGGUGGGGCUUCCACAUCGCAGCCCAGUAGGGUGGACAGACUGGUCUUCUGACCUCUGGCUCCUUGGAGGGACUGGCCUGAGGUGGGCCCUGGCAUCCCCAACCUCCUCUAAACCACCUCCCUGGAACAUGCGGGACAGGAGCCCAAGCGGCAUCUGGGGAGGGCGGGUUCUGCCAGGCACAGAGGGCUCCAGCGUGAUUGCCACUGGUUAAUGACCUGCCACCCCCGCCCCCCCGACCUCUGGUGCCGUCCAAGGACUCUGACCCCAGUGCAGUGUCUGUAGGGAAGAGGAGCCAUGGGGCUUCGGGCAGGCCCCAUCCUGCUUCUGCUGCUGUGGCUGCUGCCAGGGGCUUAUGGGGAUGUGCUGCCUUCAGAAUGCGGCCACUCCAAGGAGGCCGGGAGGAUUGUGGGAGGCCAAGACACCCAGGAAGGACGCUGGCCGUGGCAGGUUGGCCUGUGGUUGACCUCAGUGGGCCAUGUAUGUGGGGGCUCCCUCAUCCACCCACGCUGGGUGCUCACAGCUGCCCACUGCUUCCUGAGGUCUGAGGAUCCCAGGCUCUACCAUGUUAAAGUCGGAGGGCUGACACCCUCACUUUCAGAGCCCCACUCGGCCUUGGUGGCUGUGAGGAGGCUCCUGGUCCACUCCUCAUACCAUGGGACCACCACCAGCGGGGACAUUGCCCUGAUGGAGCUGGACUCCCCCUUGCAGGCCUCCCAGUUCAGCCCCAUCUGCCUCCCAGGACCCCAGACCCCCCUCGCCAUUGGGACCGUGUGCUGGGUAACGGGCUGGGGGUCCACCCAGGAGAGAGCCCUGGCGAGUGUCCUUCAGGAGGUGGCUGUGCCCCUCCUGGACUCGAACAUGUGUGAGCUGAUGUACCACCUAGGAGAGCCCAGCCUGGCUGGCCAGCGCCUCAUCCAGGACGACAUGCUCUGUGCUGGCUCUGUCCAGGGCAAGAAAGACUCCUGCCAGGGUGACUCCGGGGGGCCGCUGGUCUGCCCCAUCAAUGAUACGUGGAUCCAGGCUGGCAUUGUGAGCUGGGGAUUCGGCUGUGCCCGGCCUUUCCGGCCUGGUGUCUACACCCAGGUGCUAAGCUACACAGACUGGAUUCAGAGAACCCUGGCUGAAUCUCACUCAGGCAUGUCCGGGGCCCGCCCAGGUGCCCCCGGAUCCCACUCAGGCACCUCCAGAUCCCACCCAGUGCUGCUGCUUGAGCUGUUGACUGUAUGCUUGCUUGGGUCCCUGUGAACCAUGAGCCAUGGAGUCCGGGAUCCCCUUUCUGGUAGGAUUGAUGGAAUCUAAUAAUAAAAACUGUAGGUUUUUUAUGUGUA